Messenger RNA from Ogataea philodendri, 627 nucleotides. RefSeq lists its product as uncharacterized. The record is from RefSeq and is a predicted model, not a curated record. The transcript has a single exon. Lineage: Eukaryota; Fungi; Ascomycota; Pichiomycetes; Pichiales; Pichiaceae. Bases 1 to 627 code for a protein of 208 amino acids.
AUGAAUCUUUGCACGUUUCUGCAAAAAGCUGGCCAUACCGUUAGGUGGAGGAGCGUUGAUGAUGGCAGAAGAAAUGACGUUGAAAAUCAAUCUAGGAUCCUUUUCUGGCUUUGCCACGAUGUUCUCGCGCUCUUGAGCGCUGAUGUGCUUAUCGAGCUUGGUCAUGGUUCUGGAAAGACAUCCAAGAUGAACGUCACCGGACAGAAUGGUGAUUCUGACUCCGUGUUUAGCACCGAACUUGACCAACUCGCCCAUCAACCAGUUCCGUUCCUUCUUGUGGUGAGCAGCACACCAAUGGUCGUUCAAAUCAUCCAACAAUUCGAUACCACCAUCGAAUUCGUUCACCAAGCCUUUGGCAAUGACUCCCUUUCUUGCCAGGUACUUGAUAGGAGCAAGAAGCUUGGAUCCCAUGAGCGACUCGAUCCAGACCAUUCUCGGGUAACAGAUUGGCACACCGAGCAGCACGAGCAAGUGUUUGAUCUCGCCCUUGGCUGCAACCAACUCGUCAUCCAUUCUCUUAAAGAUACGGCUGUACGUCUCCUGGGUGAUGAUUUGAUGUUUAGUACGCUCGGUUCUGCAGUCGAAACCAACCAAUGCAAUUUCCCUUCCGAAUCUGGUGUACACUGA